Drosophila takahashii is the source of this 1023-nucleotide messenger RNA. RefSeq names its product deoxyribonuclease TATDN1. Gene Ontology annotation, cellular component: cytosol. The record is from RefSeq and is a predicted model, not a curated record. NCBI's taxonomy places the organism in Eukaryota, Metazoa, Arthropoda, Insecta, Diptera, Drosophilidae. Gene Ontology annotation, molecular function: 3'-5'-DNA exonuclease activity.
UGCUGCGGCGACAAUUUGGAAUUGCAAUGAAAUUUAUUGACAUCGGGGCCAACCUGACAGAUCCCAUGUUCCGGGGCUGCUACGGCGGCUCUCAAAAGCAUCAGGCCGACCUGGACAUUGUUUUGAAACGUGCGUGGCAACAGGGUCUGCAGAAGAUCAUCAUUACCGCCGGCUGCUUGAAGGAUGUGGACGAGGCGCUGGAACUGGCCUCCAAGGAUGAUCGUCUCUACACCACCGUGGGCACACAUCCCACGCGCUGCGAGGAAUUCGUACCGGAUCCGGAGGGCUACUACGACCAGCUGCGAUCCAAGAUUAAGGCAAAUCGUGCCAAGGUGCUGGCCAUCGGAGAAUGUGGUCUGGACUACGACCGCCUGCAGUUCUGCGGCCAGGAGACACAGCGCCUAUACUUCGAGAAGCAGCUAGAUUUGGCAGCCGAGUUCCGAUUGCCCCUCUUCCUGCACAUGCGAAAUGCGGCCGAGGAUUUCAUGGCCAUCCUGGAGAGAAAUCAGGAAAAGAUCAGGCAGUGCGGCGGUGGAGUGGUGCACAGUUUCACGGGCACUCUCGAGGAGGCGCAGCGCAUCCUGGCCUUUGGAGGACUCUACAUAGGCGUGAACGGCUGCUCCUUGAAGACCGAGGAAAACGCGGAAGUGGUGCGCCAGCUGCCCAACGAGAGGAUAAUGCUGGAAACCGAUUGUCCAUGGUGUGGCAUUCGUCCCUCGCACGCAGGACACAAGCAUGUGACCACAAAGUUCGCCACCGUCAAGAAGAAGGAGAAGUGGACAGCCGAUUCUCUGAUAGACGGACGCUGUGAGCCCUGUCAGAUUAGCCAAGUUUUGGAGGCCAUAGCCGGAAUCAAACAGGAACCCAAGGAAAAACUGGCGGAGAUUUACUACCAAAACACCUUACACUUGUUCUUCAGCAAAGCGAAGAAUGAUGAAUAAAACCAUUUGCAUUUACAUUCAAUGCGUUUACAUUUAUUUUAUUAUUGUUUCUCGUGUCUAAAUGCAAAUGAAUUCAAAAAUA